This is a messenger RNA of Oncorhynchus nerka (sockeye salmon), 5512 nucleotides long. RefSeq names its product BRD4-interacting chromatin-remodeling complex-associated protein-like. The transcript is spliced from 13 exons. The record is from RefSeq and is a predicted model, not a curated record. The coding region runs from base 294 to 2363 and encodes 689 amino acids. Gene Ontology annotation, biological process: positive regulation of DNA-templated transcription. Gene Ontology annotation, cellular component: SWI/SNF complex. NCBI's taxonomy places the organism in Eukaryota, Metazoa, Chordata, Actinopteri, Salmoniformes, Salmonidae.
GUCUACUGUAAAACAAUUUCCUAUUCAUAGGGGAGAAGAAUUAUGAAAUAUCUGUCAUGAAAGUUACAAAAAAAACUUUAAUGAAUGGUAGAACAUAGUUUUUCAGUAUUUAGAGUGUAGUGACUAUUUGUCCGUUCUAUGUUACUUCUAUGGAAUAUUGCAUCGCUAUCUGUAGAAUGCUCUGAUGUUACUGCCUUCUUCUGGAGCGGCACUACCCGUGCUGUGAUGGCGAGGAAACCCCGUUGACAAGGCACUGCUUUUUCAUGACGCAAAUAAAAGGUGGUGGUUAAUGAAUGAUUCCAUGCUCGCUGUCAGAAAGCUGUGUCAUGGAUGAUGAGGACGAUCGCCGUCUUCUGGAUAUUAUAGGGGAUGUGCAGGCGUUGAAUGACUACCUCCACGGCUCCACCAACAAGUCUAUUGAGGAGGAUGACGUGACGAACGCAGCUUACGGCUCUGCCGGAACCUUCUUCACCAGUAACACUGCUGGCUCUAACUCCGGCCUCAAAGAUGAAGAGUUUGAGGAUUCAGCAGGGGUGGGCCUCCAGCUUUCCAGUAGCCUAUCGUUCAUUGAGGAUGAGCUGGGGGGAGAAGCUUCUCCAGGAGGAAUGGAUCUUGGCGGAGGAGAGGACCAGCCCUUUGACAUCCUGCAGAAGUCUCUCAUGGAGGCAGACAUCACUGAACAGACUCUGGAACAGGAGGCCAUGCUAGACUCCCAACCACCUCCCCCUCCUCUCCCCUCGGCCCCCUCCCCAUUCCCCCCCCAGCUGGUCUCGGGGGGGUACGGCAGCGGGGUCACCACAUCGACUGCAGCUUUUCCCAGUGGUCAGUUCCUCCAGGGCGUGUCCCAGCUGCCUAAUGGCCAGGCAGGGGGGCACAUCCAGGUGUUGGGGUCCUUUGGCGGGGGAGGGGUCCAGCAGAUCCUCCUCCGGCAGGGUGGUGGGGUAGGAGGGGCGGUGGGGGGAGUAGCAGCAGGGGGGCAGGUGUUUGCCACUCCCUCCCCAGUGGGCCAGGUGAACCAGGUAGGCUUGCCCUUUAAGAACAUCCCCCUGCAGAAUAUCAUCAUCCAGAGAGGACCUGGGGGCGCCCAGGCCCUGGUCAGACCUAUCCAGCCCAAACCCCUUCAAGCUGGGGCUCAGACAGUCUAUAGCCUGGGACUCCAGACCACAACCACCACCAUGGUUAACACCGCGGCCCAGGGACACUACACAGCUAACGGCUCCAUCCUGGUCCACUCUCCCUUGGGGCAGCAGAACCAGGGACAGCAAGGCCAGGCCAACCUGCCCCCAGGGCAGUACCUGGUUCACCACAAUGGCCCCUCAGACCCAUCCCAAUCAACCCUGCUAGCCAAUCAGAACACAGUACAGCUCGUCGCCGGGCAGAACUUCACGGCGACGGGAGGUCAGCUGAUCCAGGUGGGAGGCAGCCAGGUGGGAGUAGGAGGAGCCAUGACCCAAACCUGGCAGAAUUUUCCUGGUACGAACCCUGCCCCAGUACAGGCGGCAUCAAACCAGGGGCGUCUGACGCUGGUUGGAACGGCGACUGGGGUUCGAGGGCAGGUGUCGGGCAGCCCAGUGCAGCGCCUCGUACUGUCUCAGACUCAGAACAGCAGCUCCCUCUCCCCCCUGUCUCUCUCUGGUACUGGUACUGCCUCACAGGAACAGGAGUACUCACAGGACAAGCAGGCUCAGACACAGCUCGUCAACCUCCUUGGAAACAAAGCUGUGAAAACAAUGACCUACAUCAGCCAAGACGCCCCGCUAAACACGCAGGUCAGUGCUCAGAAGAGGCCGGCCCCUCAGCAGCUCACCAGAGGAGGAAUGAUGCUACAGCAGUUGAGGAUGGAUCAUUCGGGGGUUCUGUCACCUGACAUCGCCCGCUUCACCUCAUUGGAUGACGCACUGCACAGACUCCUCCCCUACCAUGUGUUCCAUGGAGCUCCGCCCAACAGGGAAGAGUUUUCCCAAGUGGAUGAUGAGUUUGAGUCGAUGGCGACUCAGGUGUUGAAGAGGACCCAGGUCAUGAUCAACAAAUACAGACGACUGCUGAUGGUGGAGGCUGAGCGCUCCAGUCCCUCCUCAGAGAUGGUGAUGAUUGACAGGACCUUCAACCAAGAGGAGCGCCAGAACCUGACACAAGACAAACGUAUGAUACUGGUGGACCCAGAUGGCUUCUUGGAAGAUUUCUGCUGUGGGGUGAAGACAUCUCCCCUCUCUCUACCCUGCCUCCCCUUGGACCCUCUCUCCACCCCCUCGUCCAGCCACGGCGGAAGACAGACGGGGAGGGGGGUGACCACAGACCCCCUUACAGGACAGACCACCAGUCGGGCUAUGGAGACCCGGGGGGAGGAGGGAGAGGAGGAAUAGACUCUUUUAAGAGUAUCAUGGACCUGAGGAGGACUCAACAUAGCAACUAUGGAAACAAAGCUGCCUCUAGCAACCACAGCAACUAUCACCAUGGCAAUGUGGCUGCUACUGCCACAGUCGCGAUGUCGACAGAGCCGGUACAGACUCAGUUCCUGUCUCACCUGUCCUCCUCUCACCCCCAGGCCCCCCUGCCCCUCCCUCCCACCCUGCCUGACACAGACUCGGUUCUAGAGGCAGCUGUGAACAGCAUUCUAGAAUGUUAGACAGACAGAUUUGACAGACGGACGUGCCACCAUUCCAUCUCUCUCAUCCCCCUUCAUCCUUUGCCUCGCCGGCUCAUUCUUGGGGCUACAUGUUUGUUAUUGUUUAUUUUCUUAUUUUCCUCUCCCAUUGUCAGUCCUUUUCAACCAGCUCUGAGUUAGUUACAGUCAUAGAAAUAUAAUCUAGAUUAUUUUUCUAUGGUUACAGUACUAUGGUUACUGUAGGACAACCAGGGGUCAUGACCUGUGUUACAUCAUGUCCUGUUGGGUGUGAGCUGGAAGAAGAUAUCAACCCCCUGAACCCCAACUUUAGCCACGUGCAAUUAUGCUGAAGUUUAAGGAGGAAGAAUAUGAUGACGAUGAUGAUUCUGUGCCUGAGAAAUUCUAUGUUGUCCUUCAAAUGUUUACAUGAAGAAGCCUUGUAAGAAAUGUCCUUUAAUUUUUGCACCUGACAUUACACACCUUCACACACUGAGUAUAACAAACAUUAGGAACACCCCUCCCCUCCCCCAUGAUAACAGCCUCAAUUCGUCGGGGAAUGACUCUAUAAGGUGUCGAAAGCGUUCCACAGGGAUGCUGGCCCAUGUUGACUCUAAUGCUUCCCACAGUUGUGUCAAGUUGACUGGGAUGACCUUUGGGUGGUGGAACAUUCUUGAUACACACAGGAAACUGUUGAGCGUGAAAAAUCCAGCAGCGUUGCAGUUUUUGACAGAGACCGGUGUGCCUGGCACAAUACAACCAUACCUCGUUCAAAGGCACUUACAUUUUUGGUCUUCUGAAUGGCAAACAUACACAAUCCAUGUCUCAAGGCUUAAAAAUACUCCUCCCCUUCAUCUACACUGAUUGAAGUGGAUUUAACAAGUGACAUAAUUAAGGGAUCAUAGUUUUCACCUGGAUUCACCUGGUCAGUCUAAUGGAAUGGAAAGAGCAGGUGUUCUUAAUGUAUUGUAUACUCCGUGUAUAAUACCAUAGUCAUUUGAUGGAUUUGACAACUACAAUAAAUAUAUUGUUCUUUUUCUGUUCUAUACUUCAGUUUUCAUAGUCAAGCCAGAGAGACUCACUCACACUCUGAGUGUCUAACUACUAAAGCAGCUUUUGGUUUUCUGUCAGUUUUUAAAAUGUAUCUUUGACAUUUUUCUUAUGUACCUUAAAGGUAUGUGAUGCCCCUCGCGCGCGCACACACACACACACACACACAUUUUGUUCUUCUAUCCUCGUGGGGACCUAAAUUUAAUUUCCAUUCAAAAUCCUAUUUUACCUAACCUUAACCCCUAAACAUUUGUUGUGUUCGGGUUCUGCGCAUGUGACAAAGUUUGAAUUGAACUACCUAACUCCUAAACCUAAUUGUAACCAUAACCCCUAAGCUUAAAAUAGCCUUUGUCCUCAUGUACCCACAAGGGAUAAAACAUAUAUUUUUUUUACUAUCCUUUUGGGGGUUUUAGGUCCCCACAAGGAUAGAAAAACCAACCCACACAUCAAACACACACAUUUUGUUCUAUCUUCAUGGGGACCUAAAAUUAAUUUCCAUUCAAAAUCCUAUUUUUCCUGACCUUACCCAAACCCUAAUUGUAAGCAUUAACCCUAAACCUAACCUCUAAGCUUAAAAUAGCAUUUGUCCUCAUGGGGAUGUGGGAAAUGUCCCCACGAGGGGAGAAUUUUUCUUGUUUUACUAUCCUUGUCCCCACAAGUAUAGAAGAACCAAGACACACACACACACGUGUAUUGGUGUUGGGGGGAGCUAACUCCUCAGAUUGAGGGAAAAAUGUUACAACAUGUUUAUCUUUUUUUAUUUAGAUUAGAUUUAGUUAAUUUAAAAAAAUGAAACAUCACCAUUAUUUGUGUUGUUAGUGAUGUGUGUCCCAGCGAUGUCAACACGCAACCAUGGCAAUGUCUUACUGUCAUGUGAUACAAUGACCCUGGAAGGUCAUGGAUUGUAUAUGUAUGUCCACUCUGUGAACGUGUGCUGGUGUGUUCGUAUGUUUGUUGUGUGUUCACUCACCCCGGAUGAAUGUUACUCGUUCCCUAGCACACUUAGUUUCCCCUCCUCCACUCUAUCCUUCUCUCCCUCCCCACAGUUAAGAGAUGAGAGACAAGUGUAUGGUAAACUCUGCUUUUAAACUGACUGAAGGAACAGAUUGAAGGCCUUAGAUAGAAAGUGUCAGUUCUGUCUGAGUGAGUAAGGGCUUGAAUGGUCGUGUUCUCUUGCUCAAACGUCGCAUACAUCAACCAAUGGUUGCGUGCCACGUCCUUGACUGUGCCGUGGCGUCGGGCACCAGAUUGCUAGAACAUAUGUGGCACGUCUAUCCUAUCCUGGUGUUGUAAGGUCUUCAUGUGCCAGCAGUGUCUGAGCAGAAGAACACAACCACUGGGCGUGGCCUUCUCAGCCCUGGUCCUGAGGACCACUGUGUCUGCUGGUCGACACUCAAAUGACACACUGUUCCCCAUAUAUUUUUACCCAGAGCCUAUGUAACUCAUCCUAUGUGACUCAAAAGUAGUGCACUAUAUGGGAAGUAAUUUCACACAGGAGUGUCUUGAGGGGUUGAGGUACUAGGCUAUGCCCUUUCUGCCAAGGAGAGCAAUACAUUUCUACUUUCUUGACCCGUCUUCACUGUUGACUUUCUUUUGGUCUGUCUCACUAUCUACAUGAUUUGUAUAGGGGCUUUUUUGGUAUAAAAAAUGAACGUGAAACACAAAAUAUUUAUAAUUUUUUGUAAGGAAAACCCCAGAGGAAAAACACAAGAAAAUGAAGUUAUUUUUUAUUCUGUUGGCUUUGAAGUGUUCCAAGAGAAAUUGUUACAAAAUACUGUCAGUUGUUCAUUUCUAGUUUGUGUGUUUACUACAACAGCAAAAAUAGGUCAAUAAUAAAUUCAUUUUGAAUAAAAUCAUAAA